Molecule: messenger RNA, 603 nt
Organism: Cyclospora cayetanensis
Lineage: Eukaryota; Apicomplexa; Conoidasida; Eucoccidiorida; Eimeriidae
Exons: 3
Coding region: 1-603 (200 amino acids)
Source: RefSeq, a predicted model, not a curated record
AUGGCUAGCAUCGCAUCCCUGUGCACAGUCCACAUCGCAACCCUCUAUGCUGUUAUGGGUCUGAUGCGAGGCGCUGCGAUGUCUCCUCAGCUAGAAUACUACAAGCAAAUGACAGAUACUUGCCGUGUGGAGUGCCAAGGGGCACCAGGAGAGGAAGUAGUUUAUCUUCUACAUCCUCCCCAAGGCCACCCUGGUUGGGUAGACGCGAACAACCCUGUAGACCCUUAUCCUGAAGAGCUCUGGAACAGCUUCAUGUACGGCAUGGCUCGGUUCCUUCAGAGCCGGAACUUUGCCUUUCUCAGAGGCUACAGCCUGGGGCAACUCUGUCACAUUGUACAGCUAGCAAUCUCAAAGAGAAAGGUUCUCGCCUACGAGGAUAACAUCUUGAAACCCGUCAACCAGUGCAAGAAGGUUGUCAACGCCUUCCUGAGACUGCCUGAGAGGAGCAGCAGCAAGAACCACAUUAGCAGCGUCGGAGAACUCCAGCAUUGCAUUUUGGAGCUCCUCAAGGCAAACCCGGGAGGUCUGACACUCUCGACGCUAAAACGGAAAAUUAAAUUAAGGCAAGGCUUGUUGCGACCUUCUUCAUUGCCACCUCGGUAG